Molecule: messenger RNA, 935 nt
Organism: Entelurus aequoreus (snake pipefish)
Lineage: Eukaryota; Metazoa; Chordata; Actinopteri; Syngnathiformes; Syngnathidae
Gene: sod2
Product: superoxide dismutase 2, mitochondrial
Exons: 5
Coding region: 42-725 (227 amino acids)
Biological process (GO): superoxide metabolic process
Cellular component (GO): mitochondrion
Molecular function (GO): superoxide dismutase activity; metal ion binding
Source: RefSeq, a predicted model, not a curated record
CAUUUAGCAGAAAGGAUCAACUCUGUGCCGUUGACGCCGCCAUGAACAUGCUUUGCAGAGUUGGUCAGAUACGCAGGGGCGCUGCCGGUGUCAGCCAAGCCAUACAGCAGGUAGCUGCGUCCAGACAGAAGCACUCGCUUCCUGACCUAACCUACGACUAUGGCGCCCUGGAGCCUCAUAUCAAUGCAGAGAUCAUGCAGCUGCACCACAGCAAGCACCACGCCACAUAUGUCAACAACCUCAACGUGACCGAGGAGAAGUAUCAAGAAGCACUUGCCAAAGGAGAUGUGACCACACAAGUUUCCCUUCAGCCUGCUCUCAAGUUCAACGGCGGAGGUCACAUUAACCACACUAUCUUCUGGACGAACCUCUCUCCCAAUGGUGGGGGUGAGCCACAAGGGGAGCUGAUGGAGGCCAUCAAGCGGGACUUUGGCUCCUUCCAGAACAUGAAGGAGAGAAUGUCUGCUGCCACGGUGGCAGUGCAAGGCUCGGGCUGGGGGUGGCUGGGCUUUGACAAGCAGAGCGGAAGACUUGGCAUCGCGGCUUGUGCCAACCAGGAUCCUCUACAGGGGACCACAGGUCUGGUCCCCCUUCUGGGCAUCGACGUAUGGGAGCACGCCUACUAUCUUCAGUACAAAAACGUCCGGCCAGACUACGUUAAGGCCAUCUGGAACGUCAUCAACUGGGAGAAUGUGAGCGAGCGUCUCCAGACUGCCAAGAAAUAGACUCGGCCGAUCCAUAACACACCGCACUGGCCUGCACCCCAAAGUAAUCAUUUGUACAAUGUUUUGCAUUAAGACCCUGAAGUGUUUAUUUUCAAGUGCACACGGUCAAAACACACACAUACUGGCUGAUGUACAUGCUAUGAUGUAAUCAGGGACAUGUCGCAGUUGAUGUAAUCCAUGUUUUCGAUGUCUAAUAAUAAAAUUAUAUGA